Molecule: messenger RNA, 3141 nt
Organism: Solanum pennellii
Lineage: Eukaryota; Viridiplantae; Streptophyta; Magnoliopsida; Solanales; Solanaceae
Exons: 3
Coding region: 623-2893 (756 amino acids)
Molecular function (GO): zinc ion binding
Source: RefSeq, a predicted model, not a curated record
UUAUGACCUAAAUACCCAUCGUUCUCAGCGUUAGCCCUUAUUUCUGUGAUUCCUCACAAUCGCAAAUCCCCAAUUCCCUUUUGCCCCUCAAUUUCUUCACCCUCCUUCCUUCCCUUCCUUGCCCUUCUACUCUUUUCCGAUUUUCCCAUUUCUCUCCUUCUCUCUCUCUUCAUCCCUCUUUUCCCCGCCAUAUUCAAAAUUUUUCCUCAACCUUUUUGCUUUAAACUCCACCUUUUCGUUUGUUUUUUGAUCCAAUUAUGAGAUGGGUUCUGAUGGGUUUUGUGUUUCCUGGUGUUUUGGUUGGAAAAGGUGAAAUCUUGGAGUGUUAGGGCUGUUCGACAAACAAUCGAUCGGUGAUUUGAAGGAGUUGCGUGUUUUGACUUUGGCUAAUUUAUGGGAUUUAUUUUGUUGGUUUGAUUCGUUCUUUUAUCUACUAUUUCGUGGUGUUUGAUCGGUGCGGUGGAGUAAUAUAGUGUUGGGAGUAGGUCUUAGUGAAGUCACUUGAAGCAGAAAAGUAGGUUUGGGUAUUUGUUAGUCGUUUGAUCUUUCGUUGGUACAGUUGCAAAGUUCUCAGUGUGGUAGAACAGUCUAUUGAUUGAAAGAGCUACUUUUGCAAAGAGGAAUGGCGAACCAUGAGUUGAUCCUUGGUCAAAAUAACGACUUAGCUGUUGGUGGUGAGAACCAGGAAAUAGUAUUUGACCACACUCAUCCGAUGGGCAUAAGCCAGAACCAUAACCAUGAACUGGAACUAGCGCAGAAUCAUAACCAUGAACUGGAACUAGCGCAGAACCAUAACCAUGAACUGGAACUAGCUCAGAACCAUAACCAUGAGCAUGAGAUGGGUAUAGGGCAGAGCCAAGAUCACGAGGGGAAUCAUGAGCAUGAGUAUGAUCACGAGAAUGGUUUAUCUAUGGAGCAGAAGCCCGAGCAUGAAAACCAGGAGUUGCCUAAUGAAAACAAUGAGCUAGAUAUUUCUGAACAUGAUGAGUUGGGGAUCGAGGAAAACCAAGAACUUGAUGAUAACCUGGAAUUAGCUGUUGUUGAGAGUCAUGAUAUGGGUGUUGAACCUGCACAUGAAUAUGAACUCCAUGAUGGCCAGAUGGUUCUUGCUUCGUCAACUCAUGUGCUUCAGGCUCGAACUAUGUCAACAACACCUGAUUUUGAGUUACAUGUGGGACAAGAAUUCCCUGAUGUCAAAAGCUGCAGAAGGGCCUUACGGGACACAGCCAUUGCUCUUCACUUUGAGAUUCAGACCAUAAAAUCUGAUAAAACUCGUUUUACUGCUAAAUGUGCCAGUGAGGAGUGCCCUUGGCGUAUUCAUGCUGCGAAACUUCCUGGUGUACCAACGUUCACUAUCAGAACAAUUCAUGACCACCAUACAUGUGGAGGAAUCGCACAUCUAGGCCAUCAGCAAGCCUCAGUUCAGUGGGUGGCCAACUCUGUGGAGCAACGGCUUAGGGAAAACCCAAAUUGCAAGCCAAAAGAGAUCCUUGAAGAAAUUCACCGGGUUCAUGGAAUCACCCUCUCGUACAAGCAAGCUUGGCGUGGAAAGGAACGAAUUAUGGCUGCUAUGCGCGGUUCCUUUGAAGAAGGUUAUCGCCUUCUUCCUCAGUACUGUGAACAAGUUAAAAGGACGAAUCCAGGGAGUAUAGCAUCAGUUUAUGCAAGCCCUGCUGAUAAUUGCUUUCAGCGGCUUUUUAUAUCAUUCCAGGCUUCUAUUUUUGGUUUUCUGAAUGCUUGUCGCCCUCUUCUUGGGCUUGACCGGACCUUCUUGAAAAGCAAGUACCUUGGUACUUUACUUUUAGCUACUGGUUUUGAUGGUGAUGGCGGUCUUUUUCCUCUAGCAUUUGGUGUUGUUGAUGAGGAGAAUGAUGAUAACUGGAUGUGGUUUCUCUCUGAACUUCAUACCUUGCUAGAGGUCAAUACAGAAAACAUGCCAAGACUUACCAUCUUGUCUGACAGGCAGAAGGGCAUUGUGGAUGGUGUUGAAGCAAAUUUUCCCACUGCCUUCCAUGGUUUUUGCAUGCGUCAUUUGAGUGAAAGCUUUCGUAAGGAGUUCAAUAAUACAAUGCUUGUUAACCUGUUGUGGGAAGCUGCACAUGCUCUUACAAUCAUUGAGUUCGAGGCAAAAAUUCUUGAGAUUGAGGAAAUAUCACAAGAUGCUGCAUACUGGAUUCGGCGGAUUCCUCCACGAUUGUGGGCCACAGCUUAUUUUGAGGGAACAAGGUUUGGGCAUUUGACUGCUAACAUAGUGGAACAAUUGAAUAAUUGGAUUCUAGAGGCCUCUGGACUUCCAAUAAUUCAGAUGAUGGAAUGCAUCAGGAGGCAGCUUAUGACUUGGUUCAAUGAACGACGAGAAACCAGUAUGCAGUGGACGUCAAUCCUGGUGCCUACAGCGGAGAUGCGAGUUGCGGAUGCUCUUGAGCGUGCCCGGACUUACCAGGUUCUUCGUGCUAAUGAAGCUGAGUUUGAGGUGAUCUCUCAUGAGGGUACCAAUAUUGUUGAUAUUCGGAACCGUCGCUGCCUUUGUCAGGGCUGGCAACUCUAUGGUUUGCCCUGUGCACAUGCUGUGGCAGCACUACUUUCUUGCCGGCAAAAUGUCCACCGGUUUACUGAGAGUUGCUUUACUGUUGCGACGUACAGGAAGACAUAUUCCCAAACUAUUCAUCCUGUUCCAGAUAAGUCAUCAUGGAGGGAGAUGACAGACGGAGAUCCAGAUGCUGCCCAAGCUGUUGAGGUUAUUAUAAACCCACCUAAGUCACUCCGGCCUCCUGGCAGGCCAAGGAAGAAGCGGGUUAGAGCAGAAGACCGUGGUAGGGUGAAGCGAGUUGUUCAUUGCAGCCGCUGUAAUCAGACUGGCCACUUCAGGACUACAUGUGCAGCUCCAAUUUGAGUUCUCUCAGCAGACUCUUCACUGGUUGUGGAAGAUGUCAGUGUGCUAUACCUUUUUCCUGUGCAGAAUCUCUCUUAUAUUCUAUGAAGGAUAUUUUCUAGUUAGUUUCUCAGUCCAUAGUGAUAACUUUUUAUCAACUAGUCUAGUAAGCUUAAGCAUGUUUUUGGAUUUGUUUUAAUAACUCAUUGCAACAGAGGAUAGAUUUGGUGAUUAUGACCAUAUGAUAUGAUGAAAGUUGGAUUUCUGAA